Molecule: messenger RNA, 1125 nt
Organism: Plasmodium vinckei vinckei
Lineage: Eukaryota; Apicomplexa; Aconoidasida; Haemosporida; Plasmodiidae
Product: WD repeat-containing protein 82, putative
Exons: 4
Coding region: 1-1125 (374 amino acids)
Cellular component (GO): Set1C/COMPASS complex
Molecular function (GO): protein binding; chromatin binding
Source: RefSeq, a predicted model, not a curated record
AUGAAUUCUAUAGUAUAUAAGAAAAUAAAACUAAAUGAUGAUAUUAUAAAAAAGUUUGAGGUGUUAAGAGCAUUCAAAUAUAAACAUGCAAUUACUAGAAACAUGGCAUGGAGUUAUGAUGGAGAAUUAUUAUUAACAUCAAAUAAAAAUGACUCUAUAACUAUUUAUAGUUUAGUAGAAGGACGGUCAUAUAAAACAUUACAAAGUAAAAAUUGUGGUGUAGAUGUUGUUCGAUUUUUAGAUAAUGCAAAUGAAGUAAUUGUAUGUUCUACUAAAUCUAACAAUUCUGAACAUAAACAAUUUUUACGAUUUUGGGAUAUAAAAGAAAAUAAAUAUGUAAAAUCGUUACCACAAAUAGGUAAUAUAUGUGAAUUAAAUGGAAUAUCUGUAAAUCCAAAUAAAAAAUUAAUGUUAGUUAAUUCUGAUGAUUGUCAUGUCAAGUUAUAUUAUUUUAAUUGUGACAUUCCAUUAAUAAUAUAUAAAUCAAAUUUCAAAAGACCAGUUUCUUGUUUUGAUAAUGAAGGUCUUAUAUUUAUUGCUUCUUAUGGAAAAAAGGAAAUCCAUUUUUAUGAUGUAUUAAUGUAUAAUCGUGGUGAAUAUAAUGUUGUUAGUUUAAAAAAUAUAUUACAAAAUGAUGAAUUUAUAACUAAUCUUUUAUUUACUCCAAAUAAUAAAGCAAUUAUAGUUUCUACAAUUAAAAAUAACCAUUUUAAAAUUGAUUCGAUUACUGGAAAAUUUAUAUGUUCAUACAAAUAUAGUGAUGUCAUUCCAAAAAAUAAACAAAAUUUACAUUAUAACCCUGGGACAACAAAUAAUGAUUUCAUAGAGGAAUCCACAAAUAAUAAUACUGCAUUCAAUCAAUCUAUAAAUAUUCAAAAUUUAUAUAAUAAUACUACUUUUCAAAAUCGACCUUACUCUUUAUUUAUACCUACUAUUACCCCAGAUGGAAAAUACAUAAUGUGUGGAUGGAGAGACAAUGGAAUUCACAUUUGGAAAGAAAGCGGAGAAUAUAUGGCAUCUUUAUAUGGCCAUGCAGGCCCUCCUGAAAACGUCAGUUUCAAUCCAAAGUGCGCAAUAUUGGCUUCAAGCUGCUUAAAUGUCGCAUUGUGGCAACCAUCCAUAUAA